GAUGCCCAGAUACAAUCCCGGUUCCGGACCGUGGAACUUUACGCUGCUGGCAGCCAGCUGGCGGGGGUGAAGAGCGCUGUAAUGUCACUUGCUUGUCAUUCCCUAGAAACAUAAAACAGAACCCGGAUGUACCAACAAGUUUUGUGUGUAACCCGGAAGGAACGUGGGAGCCGCCUUUCGAAUGGGGCGUUGUUAAGACACUGGCUUGUCUUACUUUGGAACCACCAAGGAAUUAUAGACUCAUAUUUAACGUGGAACAUCCAGGAACCUGUGUGGAUGAUAACUACUUCAAGCCAUUUGUCGUGGGUGAGCUGAUUAAGUGGCUGAGAGAAGCUGAAUGCCCAGAUACAAUCCCAGUUCCGGACCGUGGAACUUUACGCUGCUGGCAGCCAGCUGGCGGGGGUGAAGAGCGCUGUAAUGUCACUUGCUUGUCAUUCCCUAGAAACAUAAGACAGAACCCGGAUGUACCAACAAGUUUUGUGUGUAACCCAGCGGGAAAGUGGGAGCCGCCGUUCGAAUGGGGCGUUGUUAAGACACUGGCUUGUCUUACUUUGGAACCACCAAGGAAUUAUAGACUCAUAUUUAACGUGGAACAUCCAGGAACCUGUGUGGAUGAUAACUACUUCAAGCCAUUUGUCGUGGGUGAGCUGAUUAAGUGGCUGAGAGAAGCUGGUUUGUGUCCCGAAGGAGAUUUAAUUAAGUUAUGCCAAAGGUCACAGGUGAAGGUCAUCUGUAGGAAGGAGGACAGAAGACGCCGAGACACCCACGAGGGGGAUCUUAUUGUGAAUUUGGCUCUUAAUGUGACUUUCUCCGAGAAAAACAGCACGGAUGAGUAUCAAAAUGUUUUAGCUCUGGCAGAGAAUGUGACAAACUUCAUCGGCAGCAGUCAGUUUCGGUUUGAAUAUGGUGGAAGAAAUUACACCUUUGGAAAUGGAUCGUCUGGCAAGGAAGAGACAACUUGUGGUGAAGGGCAGAUGAAGGUUCUGGACAAAUAUUGCGUGAAGUGCCCACCUGGCACGAAAUACAACUCUGUCCUUAAAACCUGCUAUUCUUGUCCAGCAAACACGUACCAGGAGCGCCGAGGGCAGUCCGUGUGUAUCAAGUGUAAAGGGGACAAAACGUCACCGCCAGGGUCAUUCAGUCCUUCUGAUUGUGAAGACACGGCCCUAAGUACAAUCCAACCUACAGUGGUUACGACAGCGCGACUGGAUCUAAUCAUUGGCCUGAGUUUCGCCGCCGUUGCGACCGUCAUCCUGGUCGCCAUCUUGGCUUUCUUGGCAUGUCGACGCUGCAGGUACAGCAAGAAGAAGAAGAGAAGGACGCUCUCCCCAGCGCCAGCGGUGACUGACUUUUUGGACUACCAUAAUGUUGCCUAUGAUUACGCUAAAGCCUUUUCUGUAUCGUAUGAGAGAGCGGGGACGAAUGACGGUGGGAUGCAAAAUAGGGGGCCAAGGACUGAACAUAC
This is a messenger RNA of Lingula anatina, 1465 nucleotides long. RefSeq lists its product as uncharacterized. NCBI's taxonomy places the organism in Eukaryota, Metazoa, Brachiopoda, Lingulata, Lingulida, Lingulidae. The record is from RefSeq and is a predicted model, not a curated record.